Molecule: messenger RNA, 15282 nt
Organism: Loxodonta africana (African savanna elephant)
Lineage: Eukaryota; Metazoa; Chordata; Mammalia; Proboscidea; Elephantidae
Gene: TMEM135
Product: transmembrane protein 135
Exons: 17
Coding region: 7805-9121 (438 amino acids)
Source: RefSeq, a predicted model, not a curated record
CCAGGUCUGCCCAAGACCUCAGACAUCAGCUGUAAGCUUGGGAAUCUCCACAGCACCCUUAUUUCUGACCAGCUGGCUAUAAAUUUGGGGUUUUCUUCUACUCCCUCAGAAUAGCAGCUGUAAGCUUGUGAGUCCCCAGGCCCCUUCACCUCUAACCUGCUGGCUCUCACUACUCCCUUGGGUUUGAUAAUUUGCUAGAACCCCUCACAGAACUCAGGAAAACACUAUACUUAUAAUUAAAGUUUUAUUAUAGCAAAGGGGAUACAAAUGGUGAGACACAUAGGGCAAGGUGUAGAGAGUUCCCAACUUGGUGCUUUUAUGUCCCCCAAAAAGAUGCGGUACCCUCCCACAUGUAUCAAUGUCUUUCAUCAACCAGGAAGCCCAUGGAGCUUCUGUGAUUGAAUCAUUUCUGCCCCCAACUGUACCCCAUUCCCCCAGGUUGGGCAGAUAUCACUUGGUGGUCCCUCUGACCUGGACAGUCCCUACUCAAGAGGUACUUCCUUAGCAUAAAUCCCUCAGUCUGGAAGACUUGUUACUCAAAACCCAUUGCCAUCAAGUUGAUCCCGCGUGUCUGUAGACACCUUAAUCACUGGGGAAGUCCGAAGGUUUUAGAGUUUAUCACUCAGGAACCAAGGACAAAAACCCCAUUCUUUACCUAAAGUUAAUUUGAACCCCAUAGUACUACAUUUUGUUUAUCCAUUUGUCUUAGGCUGGAUUCUGUAGAGAAGCAAAACCAAUACAGCGUAUAAAUAUAUAUAUAGAGAGAUUUAUAUCAAGGAAAUGGCUCACUCGGUUGUCGAAGCUGGGAAGUCCUAAGUCCAUGGGUCAGGCUGGAGGUUUCAUGUAGCUGCAGGGGCUGGUGAAUCCAAGAUUGGAAGUUCAGACAGCAGGCCUUUGGCUCACAGGCUAUGGAGGACAAGAAAUCCCAAGAUUGGCAGGUAGACAUCAGGUAAGCUGGUAGCUCAAGCCCCAAGGACCGGAGGUCAGAUGAACAGGAGCAAGCUGCAGGAUACAGAGCAAGCAAAAGCCAGGGAGCCUUGUCAGAAAGUUCACCUGUAUUGGAUGCAGGCCAAACCCCCAAGGAAUAUAUAAUAUCAGAUUUUCAACUGAUCGGUGGCUCACAACAGAUCUCAUCAGGGAGGCGGUCACGUUAACUCAGAUCUCAUUAUGGAGGUGAUUACAUCAUUUCCAAGCUGCAGACAUCAUAACUGCCAAACCACUGAGGAUCAUGGCUCAGCCAACUUGACACACAACCUUAACCAUCAUACCAUUCAUCUGCUGACAGAUAUUUAGGUUGUUUCCACCUUUUACUAUUGUCAGUAGUCCUGCAGUGAACAUUGGUAUAUAUUUUAUCUCUUCGAGUCCCUGCUUUCAUAUCUCUUGAGUAUAUACUUAGAAAUUGAAUUGCUGGGUCAUAUGGCAAUUCUAUGUUUAACUUUUUGAAGAAACACCAAACUGUUAUCCAUAGUAGGUGCACCAUUUUACAUUCCCACAAGGGUUCCAAUUUCUCUACAUCCUUGCCAACACUUAUUUUUCAUUUUUUUUCUGAUAAUAGUCAUCUUAGUGGGUAUGAGGUGGUAUCUCAGUGUAGUGUUAAUUUGCAUUACCCAAAUGACUGUGAGGUUGGUGCAUCUUUUCAUCUGUUUUUUGACCAGUUGUGUAUCUUCAGAGAAAUGUCCAAGUUCUUUGUCCCUUUUUUAAUUGGGCUAUUUGUUUCUUGUUGUUCAGCUGUGGAAAUUAUAUAUUCAGGAUAUUAAACCCUAAUUCAGCUAUAUGUUUCCCCAGUAUUUUCUCUCCCAUGCUGUAGGUUGUCUUUUCAUUUUCUUUCCUUUUUUGGUCAGCAGGAUUUUAUGCAGCAUUGUCAUUUUUUAAAAAAUUUUAUUUAUUUUGUUAUUGUUUAGAAUAUACACCCUUUUCACUUUCUUGGUUAACUCCUUUGAUGUGCAAAGUUUUUUCACUUUGAUGAAGUCCAGUUUAUUUUUUCUUUUGAUUGUGCUUCGGGUGCCAUAUCUAAGAAUCCAUUAUCAAAAACAAGGUCUUGAAGAUUUACCCCUGUGGUUUUUUUUCUAAAAGUUUUAUGGUUUUAACUCUUAUUUUGGGCCAUUGAUCCAUUUUGAGUUAAUUUUUAAAUAUGGUGUGAAGUGCUGAUUCUUUUGCAUGUGGAGAUUCAGUUGUUUCAAAUAGGGACAGUUUUAUUUCUUUCUUUCCAGUCUUCUAGCACUAUGUUGGUAAAAGUGAUGAGACUUUAUUUACUUUUUUUUAAUCUUUGAGGGAAAGUAUUCAGUCUUUCACCAUUAAGUAUGAUGUUAACUAUAGGUUUUUUGUAGAUGCUCUUCAUCAAGUUGAGGAAGUUCCCUUCUAUUCCUAUUUUUCUGAGAGAUUUUGUCAUGAAUGGGUGUUAAGUUUUGUCAGAUGCUUUUCCUGCAUUGAUUGGUGUGAUUAUGUGGUUUUAUUUCUUUAGCCUGUUAAUAUGAGACAUUGGUAGUUCAGUUUUAAAGUUCUUGCCUUCCAUGUGGGAAACCCAAGUUCGACUCCCAGCCAGUGCAUCUCCUGCAUAGCCGUCACUCAUCUGUCAGUGGAGGCUUGUGUAUUGCUGUGAUGCUGAACAGAUGUAGUAGAAUUUCCAUACUAAGAUGUACCAGGAAGAAAAGCCUGGCAAGCUACUUCUCAAAAUCAGCCAAUGAAAACCCUAUAGAUCACAAUAGUCCGAUCUGCAGCCGAUCAUGGGGAUGGUGCAGGACUAGGCAGCGCUCUAUCUGUUGUGCAUGGGUUCACCAUGAGUUGAGGCUGACUCAGUGGCAGCUAACAGUAAGCCCGUUAUAUGGUGGAUUACAUUACUUGAUUUUGUAAUGUUGAAUAAGUCUUGCAUUUCUGGAAUGUUACCCCACUUGAUCAUGUUGUACAUAUAGCCAUUUUUAAAUAUUGCUGAAUUUUAUUUGGUAUUUUUUUCUUUUUUAAUUACACUUUAAGUGAAAGUUUACAGUUCAAGUUAGUUUCUCAUACACAAAUUUAUACAUACGUUGUGUGACCCUAGUUACUUUCCCUAUAAUGUGACAGAACAUUCCUCCUUUCCAUCCUGGAUUUCCUGUGUCCAUUCAACUAGCUCCUGUCUCUUUCUGCCUUCUUGUCUUGCCUCCGGACAGGAGCUGCCCAUUUAGUCUCAUGUAUCUACUUGAGGUAAGAAAGCAUACUCCUCACAGGUAUCAAUUUAUAUUUUAUAGUCUGAUGUUUGUCUGAAGAGUUGGCUUUGGGAAUGGUUUUAGUUUUGGGCUAACAGAGAGUCUGGGGGCCAUGUCUUCUGGGGUUCCUCCAGUCUCAGUCAGACCGUUAAGUCUGGUCUUUUUACUAGAAUUUAAAUUCCGUACCCCACUUUUCUCCUGCGCUGUCAGGGGCUCUCUGUUGUGAUUUUUGCUAAUACUUUGUUAAGGAUUUUUUAUGUCUGUAUUUAUUCAUGAGGGAAACCUUGGUGUUGUAGUGGUUAAGAGCUAUGGCCGCUAACCAAAAGGUCAGCAGUUCAGAUCCACCAGGCACUCCUUGGAAACUCUAUGGGGGCAGUCCUACUCUGUCCUAUAGGGUCGCUAUGAGUCAGAAUCGACUCAACAGCAGUGGGUUUGGUUUUUGGGUUUAUAUUCAUGAGGGAUGUUGGUCUGUAGUUUUCUUUUUUUGUACGGUCUUUCUCUGGUUUUGGUAGCAGAGUAAUACUAGCUUAAAAAAAUGAAUUGGGAUGUUCCCUGCUCUUUGUUUUUCUGUAGGAGAUUUUAUUUAGUUAGUAUUAAUUCUCUCUUUAAUGUUUAGUAGAAGUCUCUUCUACUAUAGUAGAACCAUCUUGGCCUGGAGGUUUCUUUUGUUGAGAUUUUCAGAAUUAUGAAUUCAGUGUAAAUAUGUAUGUGAUUUGAUUAUAGUAGAAGCAUCUCGUGAGCAGAGAUUUUUUUUCUUUGUGCUCUUUAAUGCAUAUGAAAAUGGUAGACAUAUAUGUUGCAAGUGUGUUUUGGAUGAAACACUGCCUAGGUUAGUGCAAAUUUGUCUUUAUGGGAAAAAUAACUCAGAGUGGUGAUGUAGGAAGUUCAGAGGGUGAACUACUGUGAACAACUCUUUGUAAAUUUGAUUAAAGCAGGGCGUUUAAGUGAAAUGUGGUCAGAAUGGAGAUCUGUAUAGUGAAAGUAGAGGGAAACAGGCUAAAAAAGUGAAUGUCUGAGGAUGCCAAGUCACAGAGAAUGGAAUGGAAUUGAGAGCCCAAGUUGAGUGGCUGGCCUUAUAAACCAGGGACUACUUUUUCUUCUGAGCGGGAGAAAAGGAUAUGUGUAGACCUUCACCUUAAGAUGAAAAGGAGAGAAGAUGAGAGGGGUCUUUUCGUCAUUUUAGAGAGAACCCUUUUGGUAGAAAGAUAGGCAUAUAAAACAACUUUCAAGGGAAAUGGACAAGAUAUGACAUAGACCAUGCAUUCAAGAUACUUGACUGUAAAUUGAAAGAGUAACCUGUUUUUUUGUUCACGCUUAGGAAGGAGUGUCUGGUUUUAUUGUUUUUCAGUUAUGGGUUAUUCUUGCUAUUUUUUCAAGUGUGUUUCCCCUCACCCGCCAAAUAUAAGGAACAGCGAGGGAUGUUUUUCUAUAACUACUUGAAUAUAUAACAGUGUACCAGGUUAGGUCUAAAAUAGACAUUUCAUUUCAAAACCUGAAGAUACUAUGGGACCAUAAGAACCAAUGAGGUGGCUAGGAUCAGGGAGAAAUUGAAGGUGACACCAAUGUUCUGUUCCUAAAUAAAUGGGUGAAUGUGAUGGCAUUAGGAGUUACUAGGUGACACAGAAGGUUAAGUGCUUGGGUACUAACUGAAAGGUUGGUCGCUUGAAUCCAGCCAAAGGAGCCUCGGAAGAAAGAUCUGGUGAUCUUCUGAAAGAUCACUGCCCCUGAAAAUCUUAUGGAGUGCUGUUCUAAUCUGAAACACAUGGAGUCACCAUGACUAGGAACUGACUUGUGGGUUACUGGCUUGGGUUUUUUUUUUUUAGUAAUGUUUUUACUUGAGGGAGGGAACUCAGAGGUAAAGCAGAUUUGGGAAAUACAGGUUCUACUUUGGACAUGGUGAUUCCUUUGGUGCCUGUAGGACAUAAAUGUGGUCAUGUCCGAUAGACAUUUGGAGUGUGGUUGUAGAAUUUGAGGAAGAGAUUAGGAAUAUAAUAGGAAUUCCUACAUUGAGAUGAUAGUUCAUGCUAUGGGAGAGAAUGCGUGUGGAAUGAGUAGAUAUCUGAGGAAGAAAUACUAAAAAAAGGAGUAAGAUUUAGAGAUAUAACGGGAAAAUAAAAACAGUGCAGUGACACUGAAGCCGUAGAAACUUCUCCAUCCAUCCAAAUUCUACCUAUAUGCCAAGAUUCAUCUUAGGAGGUUCAGGGAUAUCUUCCUGACAUCAUCACCUACCCAUCUUCCUUUAAUCAUUCCCUUGUAUAUAUUUAUAUAUUUUCAUACCAGUUGAAGCCUAAGAAAAUUAGAAUAAGCCCACAGGAGCCAAAGUACAACCUUGAGUAUAUCCCACCUGAAUUCACAGACCGUCUCAAGAAUAGAUUUGACGCACUGAACACUAAUGACUGAAGACCAGACGAUUUGUGGGAUGACAUCAAGAAUAUCAUACAUGAAGAAAGCAAAAAGUCAUUUUGAUAUGCCCAAAUAGGCUGCUUGAGUGAGCUAACUAGAUUAUUUGCUCCUUUGGAUCUCUGAUGUCCUUUCACCAGAUGGCUAGAACUGUUACCAGUCAUUAAAAAGACAGGAAGGAAAGAAAAGACCAAAAUGCAUGUCAGGAAAGACUCUGAAACUUGCCCUUGAAUGUAGAAUAGCUAAAGUGAAAGGAAGAAAUGAUGAAGUGAAAGAACUGAACAGAAGAUUUCAAAGGCCUUCUUGGGAAGACAGAGUAAAGUAUUAUAAUGAAAUGUCCAAAGAUCUGGAGUUAGAAAACUGAGAGGAAAGAACACACUUGGCAUUUCUCAAGCUGAAAGAACUGAAGAAAAAAUUCAAGCCUCAAGUUGCAAUAUUGAAGGAUUCUAUGGGCAAAAAAUUGAACGAUACAGGAAGCAUCAAAAGAACAUGGAAGGGAUACACAGAGGCAGUGUACCAAAAAGAAUUGGUCUACAUUCAACCAUUUCAGGAGGUGGCGUAUGAUCAAGAACCAAUGGCAUUGAAGGAAGAAGUCCAUGCUGCAUUGAAGGUAUUGGCAAAAAAACAAGGUUCCAGGAAUUGACGAAAUGCCAGUUGAGAUGUUUCAUCAAAUGGAUGCAAAAGUGGAAGCGCUAACUCAUCUAUGCUAAGUAAUUUGGAAGACAGCUACCUGGUCAAAUGACUAGAAGUGAUCCAUUUUUGUGCCCAUUCCAAAGAGAGAUGAUCCGAUGAAAUGUGGAAAUUAUCAAACAAUAUCAUUUAUAUCACAUGCAAGUAAAAUUUUGCUGAAGAUAAUUCAAAAAUGGUUGGAGCAAUACAUCAACAAGGAACUGCUAGAAAUUCAAGCUAGAUUCAGAAGAUGACAUGGAAUGAGGGAGGGAUAGCAUUGCUGAUGUCAGAUGGAUCUUGGCUGAAAGCAGAGAAUACCAGAAAGAUGUAUACCUGUGUUUCAUUGACUGUGCAAAAGUAUUUGACUGUAUGGAUCAUUACGAAUUAUGGAUAACAUGGAGAAGAAUGGGUAUUCCAGAACACUGUCCUCAUGAGGAACCCGUACAUAGAUCAAGAGGCAGUCAUUCAAACAGAACAAGAGGAUACUGCAUGGUUUAAAAUCAGGAAAGGUGUGUGUCAGGGUUGUAUCCUUUCACCAUACUAAUUCAAUCUGUAUACUAAGCAAAUAAUCCCAGAAAUGGACUACAUGGAGAAGAACGUGGGAUCAGGAUGGGAGGAAGACCCAUUAACAAUGUGUGAUAUGCAGAUGACACAGCCUUCCUUGCUGAAAGUGAAGAGGACUUGAAAAGCACUUGGUGAUGAAGAUCAAAGACUACAACCUUCAGUAUGGAUUACACCUCAUCACAACCUUCAGUAUGGAUUACACCUCAUCAUAAAGAAAACAAAAAUUGUCACAACUGGACCAGUAAGCAACAUCAUGAUAAGUGGAGAAAAGAUUGAAGUUGUCAAGGAUUUCAUUUUACUUGGAUCUACAAUCAACUCCCAUGGAAACAGCAGCCAAGAAAUCAAAUGACUUAUUGCGAUGGGCAAAUCUGCUGCAAAAGAUCUUUUUAAAGUGUUGAAAAGCAAAGAUGUCACCUUCAGGACCAAGGUACACCUGACCCAAAUCAUGAUAAUUUUCAAUCAUUUCAUACGCAUGUGAGAGCUGGACAACGAACAAGGAAGACUAAAUAAUUGAUGCUUUUGAAUUACGGUGUUGAUGAAGAAUAUUGAAUAUACCAUGUAGUGCCAGAAGAACAAACAAAUCUCUCUUGGAAAAAGUACAGCUAGAAUGCUUCUUAGAAGUGAUGAAGGUGAAACUUUGUCUCAUGUACUCUGGACGUGUUAUUAGGAGGGACCAAUCUCUGGAGAAGAACAUUAUGCUUGGUAAGGUAGUGGAUCAGCUAAAAAGCGGAAGACCCUCAACGAGGUGGAUUGACACAGUGGCUGCAACAAUGGGCUCCAACAUGGCAAGGAUUGUAAGGAUGGGCAGGAUUCGACAGCACCUAAAAACAGCAACAAAUAGCAGUUUCUUCUUCCUGUCAUCUAGCAUUUACCACCCAUUGGAGUCAAGUUGAUUCUGACUCAUAGCAACCAUAUAGGACAGAGUAGAACUGCUCCAUAGGGUUACCAAGGUUGUAAAUCUUUAUGGAAGCAGACUGCCACAUCUUUCUCCCAUGGAGCAGCUAAUGGAUUCCAACUACAGACCUUUUGGUUACCAGAUUGCAGCAAUUCUCCGGAAACGAAAAUUAGACUAUUAUUUACACAAACUACUUCCUGAGAUCCUACAAUCUGCUUCAUUUUUGACUACUAAUGGGGCCUUGUAUAUGGCUUUCUUUUGCAUUUUCAGGAGGAUACUUGGAAAAUUCUACUCAUGGAGCCCUGGCUUUGGUGCCGCUUUGCCAGCAUCUUAUGUGGCCAUUCUAAUUGAAAGAAAAAGCAGGAGAGGGCUCCUCACAAUUUAUAUGGCCAACUUGGCCACAGAAACACUGUUUAGAAUGGGUGUCGCAAGAGGCAUCAUCACAACGUUAAGAAAUGGAGAAGAGCUUCCUGAUAUAAACAGAAGGUGCAAUAGUUGCGUCCUUUUGUUCUGCAUCACAGCUGCCAUGUACAUGUUCUUUUUCAGGUGUAAAGAUGGCUUGAAAGGAUUUACAUUCUCAGCACUGAGAUUCAUUGUAGGAAAGGAAGAGAUUCCCACACAUUCUUAUGCACCAGAGGCAGCAUAUGCAAAAGUGGAACAAAAGAGAGAGAAACUUGAGGAAAAACCAAGAAGAGUGAAUAUAAUUGCUCUCGUCAGGAAACUUGUGGAUUCAAUAUGCAAGCAUGGACCAAGGCAUAGAUGUUGCAAACACUAUGAAGAUAAUUGCAUCUCUUAUUGCAUUAAAGGUUUCAUCAGAAUGUUUAGUGUGGGGUACUUGAUCCAAUGCUGCCUCCGAAUCCCCUCUGCAUUUAGGCAUCUGUUUACACAGCCAUCCCGGCUAUUUUCUCUCUUCUAUAAUAAGGAAAACUUCCAGCUUGGAGCUUUUCUUGGUUCUUUUGUUAGUAUAUACAAGGGUACUAGUUGCUUCCUGCGCUGGGUCAGAAACCUGGAUGAUGAACUGCAUGCUAUUAUAGCUGGAUUUUUGGCAGGUUUAUCAAUGAUGUUUUAUAAGAGCACAACAAUUUCCAUGUACUUAGCUUCUAAACUGGUGGAGACAAUGUAUUUCAAAGGCAUUGAAGCAGGGAAGGUUCCCUAUUUCCCCCAUGCAGAUACUAUCAUCUAUUCCAUCUCUACAGCAAUUUGCUUCCAGGCAGCUGUCAUGGAAGUUCAGACUUUGCGGCCAUCUUACUGGAAGUUCCUUUUAAGGCUCACUAAGGGCAAAUUUGCCACCAUGAACAGAAAAGUUCUUGAUGUAUUUGGUACUAGUGCAUCUAAACACUUUCAGGAUUUCAUCCCCAGGCUGGAUCCAAGAUACACAACUGUAGCACCAGAGUUGCCCAUAGAAUUUUCUUGAAGAUGACUGUAAUUUAUUAAUGUGACUAAAUGUCUCAUCCUGAAGAGUUAAUUAUGUUGAAUACAAAGAAGGGGGCCCGAGCUCGAACUUCAGUGUUAUUUCAAUGACAAAUGCUCUUUUUUGCUUUGUUUUUGGUUUUUUACCAAUCAGAAAUACUGAAGCUUUUUAGAACGGUCUUGCUUAAUAAUUAAGCUCCCUCUGUAGCCAGAAUCUGAUUCUGGAUCACUGUAGUAGUUGGCAUUAUGAUACAUUAUCGAUUAAAUUAUGUCUAUAAGCAAGUUAAAAUUAUCUGUGUAGAAUUGUAAUAACGAAUAAGAGUAUACUUAAAAUUACUUCAAAAGAUGUCUUUAGUUCAUUCCAAUAUAAUUCUUGGUUGAAAGUAAGAAUGUUUCUUACAUUUUAGGAUUUUUAAGGAUCACGGGUAUAUGGAUUUGGUCUUUUUUUUUUUUUAAUUGGUAACUCUAGUGGUGGAGUAUUAUGGAUUUGAAGUAACUCUUCACAAACAGUGCUGCUUUAGUAUAGAGUAAUUUAAUUGGAGAAAGUGGCCAUUUUACUUCAGGGAUGCAAAAGUGAGUCACAUAUCAUUUGAAUGAAUGCCGUGGGAGCCAUGUUCGUUUUUCCAGGUAACAUCAUCUCUGUGUCCAUGACUAGUUGGGCUAUUUGGCAACGUAGCCAACCUAUGUACUGGCAGGUUAAGAACAACUGGAAAUCUGAUGAAGUUGAAAUGUCCAGUUUUAAUCUUUUACAGAAGCAUUACACUUGAAUAUUUAAAAAACUGAUGAAGUUACUUUUAAACCUCCUGUGGAUUUUUUUUUUUUUUUUAAUGGAUUUAUUGAAGCCCUGGUGAUGAAGUGGUUACGAGUUCAGGCUGCUAACCAAAAAGGUCAGCAGUUCGAAUCCGACAGCCACUCCUGGGAAACUAUGGAGCAGUUCUACUCUGUCCUAUAGGGUCAGUAUGAGUCUGAAUCAACUCGACAGCACACAACAACAAUAACAGCAUAGACUUAUUAUGUUUGUUUUCAUUCAUAGGGACUGAAUUCUUUAUAGCUAAGUUUGUAUGCCAUUGUUGUGUUAGGAGGGAUCAAAAUCCUAUAGAACUAAAAUAGUUUUGGCAAGUUUGGCAGCUUGUUCCCUCUCAGCUGUUUCACCAAUAUAAUGGAUGUUUUAACUAAAAAAAGAAAAUAUAUAUAUAUGUAUGUAUAUAUAUACACACAUACACACAGGUUGUUAAAAAGUCGGUUUCAUCACUAAUCGGAUCCAACUCCUCCAGCUUCCCUUUUUUAAACAAAGUUAUUGUCACCAUAUUUACUGUGUUAGAAUAACGAAGUGACAAAAUAUAGUCACUGCUGAUUAUGAAAGUUAGUUCAGGACAGCUGUGACUGAAAUAUGAUCACUUUUUAGAGUUUUUCAGGGAAAAAGUUGUACUUUUCUAGGCUAAUAAAAGGCUUAAGUGGUUGUGAUGUCUACAGUAUGUAAUGUAUAGGGAUGAUGGUAUAUUUUUUUAAUAUAAUUUUAUUGCUGAAAAGUUUUUAGGCCGUUGUGAAUUAUGCAGCAGAACUUGUGUUGCAACAGGAAUUAUUACACAGACUUUAAAAAUGCUUAAUCCCUCAUAUUCAAUUUCAUCAAGUGCUGUGUACUUCUGUUGAUACGUAAUCCUAUCCUUGGUUGUUAUGGCAAAUUGAAACCCAACAAAAAGACAAACUCUGAUACCUUGGUAACAGAGAGAGCCACUUUAAUUUGGCCAAAACUUUGCAUUGUGAUUAAUGUAUUAGACUUGGCCUGUACUAUCAGGCAGUAUUGUUAAAAUGUUGUCUUGGCUUCAGACUUCAAAAGAGAUUAAUAAAUUAAAUUUAAAAUUUUUAUUCCCUGGAAUCAAAAUGAUGAUUGGUAUUUACUUUUAAAAAUGAAGUGUUAUAGCAGUGAGAAAGCCCUGCUGCCUGUACCUCAUUUUCUCUACUCAGAAAUCAUGUUUAUAUUUUUCCUGUCAGGUUAAAAAAAAAAAACCAUUUUAACUCAUAACUUACUGUGUUUAAUGAAAUUAAAAGACUAUGAGAUCGAAAGACAAAUUCUAUUGAAAUUUGCUGAGAUUGUUUAGUAAAAUUUUGCUGGUCAAAAUGGUGCAUUUCUAUGAUUUACAUUUUUUUAGAAAUUGCAGUCAUCUUUUAUUUUACAUAAAAUGUAAAAUGAAAGCCAUCAUAUGGCAAAAUAAAAUAAUGAAUGUAUGGCUUGACUGAAUAGUUAACUAACUUGCACUGGUAACUAGAGAAGUCCAAUUUGAUUUUGUUGGCACAGACCACAGUGUUGUUCUUCAGGCAAACACAAGGAAACUGUUCUGGCUCCUAAAGACAAUCAAAAUGACUAUCUUUCUACCUCUAACUAAUCAGAUAUUGAUUACAACCUCUUGGCAUCAUAAAUAAAGUCAAGUAGAUCUCUCCGUGCCAAAACAUGUUUUUGGGUCCAUUUCUACUGUGAAUAAAUCUUGUCCAUUGUAAGUCUCUACCAGAGCUGAUUCCAUUCAACACUAAUAUGCUGCCUUUGUCUUCUCUCCAUCUUUCUGUGGUCUGAAGAAAGGGCUUUUCGGGCAGUGGUAUUAUUGUCACUCCAUUUCUUUCUUCUGUGUCGUUAAAAUCGUAGACCUAAUGCCAACCAAAUAAAAACCAGGGUUGUAAGGUAACAAAUUAUUUCAAAUCUAUUAGAUUCUUAUUAGUUUUCCAGCUAGUUUCCCUGUCCAUUUUAUUAUUCAUUUCUGAAAUAACACCUUAGGGUCAGUUACCUUUUUUCAUAAAAUCUGUGGUUGCUUCUGUAAUUUUUCCUUGCUCUUUAAGCAUAGCUGUUUAGAAUAAUUUCUUUUAAUUUAGAAUUUUAUCUUUUUAUUCUUUACUCUCAGAUGUUAUAACCCACUUUUAUCCAGGACCCACAUACUUUUUGUGAUAGAACCAAAGGGGCAAUUGUCACCCUGUGUUUUUUGUGCUGAGCCUGAGUAUUCACCUCCUUGUGGAGUAUGUGUAGGCUAGCCUUUGAUUGAGUUGUUAAUGCUGGCACAAUUGUUUCUGCUUGUGUUUCUAAAUCCUCUGCUAAUGAAUAAACCCAUUGCCUUCCAGUCAUUUCUAACUCAUAGUGAUCCUACAAGACAGCGUAGCAGUUCGAUUCCACCAGCUGUUCCCUGGAAACCCUGUGGGGCAGUUCCACCCUGUCAAUUUCCUUUAAGGGAGCUUUGUCCACUUGCCUAUGUCACAUCCUCUCCAGUGGUGGUGACCAAGAAGCUUCUCCACAGAGCCAGAGGGGAAGUGCCCACUGGAAGUGAUCAGAUUGUUCUUGCUGCCUUUCAAGCAGAGAAGCCACAAAGCCCAGAGAUUCCUUGAGUUCUUCCUGUGAUUUAUUUUUAUUUGGUUAGGUAGAAAGUAGUCUGACAGCAACCAAUUCAUUCUUACGUGGGUGGGUUUUGCCCCACAACAGCAAAAGUGUUCAUUUCUGACUAGGGACCUUGCUGAGCUAUCUAAUGAACUUUAUCUUUCCUACCACGUUGACCUGUUGCUAUUUUAUCUCCCUAGUACUCAUUUUCAGGAGCCCUGGUGACGUAGUGGUUAGGAGCUCAGGCUGCUAACCAAAAGGUCAGCAGUUCAAAUCCACCAGUUGCUCUCUGGAAACGCUAUGGGGCAAUUCUACUCGGUCCUAUAGGAUUGCCAUGAGUUGGAAUCAACUCAACGGCAGUGGGUUUUGUUUUUACUCAUUUUCAGAUAGAGAAUUUAGAUAAUUGAAAAUGAGUGACAGAAAAAAAGUAAGGAGAAAAAACAUAAAUGAAAGCUUUCUGUAGGGCUGGGCUGAGAAUGUGGUGAGUGAUAAUAUCACCUUAAUUGUGGAGGCACUGGAGGCUGGUCUUACUGUUGUCUCAACCUAUACAUUUCUCCUUACAGCCUGUUGCUCUUGUUGCUCUGUCCAGCCCUGCAGUUCCUUCCUGUAGAAGUAGCAAGGAAAGGAGUAGCAGGGAUUGAGGUGACCUUGAAAUUAGAAUAUUGACUUGGACUCUAGGGCUGUGUAGUAUUUCACUCAAGUAGGAUAUGAAGGCCUCAGGGUUGAAGCUUGUUUCUGUGUCAGGCUGUAGUCUCAGGUGACUUUGUAAUAGCUCUGCGGCUCUGAAAAGGGUAACUCCAGAGAAAAGAGCCUGACAUUCGUAUGUGACUUCUAGAAGCAGAGAAGAGACAGAACUGGGUUGUGAUGUAGCAUGUGUACAAGGGCUGCAGUGGGGAAGUGAGUAGCCUUAAGCUUACAGCUGUGGUAACUAAGGGUUUGUGUUAAUUUACAUUGAGAGAAAAGCAUGUGAUUUUUAAGUGGAGGAAAUAAUAUCUGCUCUUUGGAAACCUCUCCCUUGCCUUGGAAUCCUUAUGUCUGAUCCCUUGUUGCCCCUCCCUGACCACUCCUCUUCCCUCCACCUCUUGCCUUUCUCUGCUUGCUGAUGUUAAUUUGUAAGCUGUGCUCCUUUGGACUAGAGAGCUCUGUUGAGACCUUUGAUGCCAACUUGUGAGGCAGGGGGCGUUAGAUGGAAGGGAUCAUGAAAAUGGAGUAAACAGUGAUUUUUUUUUUUUUUUUUUAUGUAACUGCAUUUCUUAGGCAGAAUGGUUUGGAGGAUAAUUGCACGGAUGUGCAAAGAGACAUUUCUAUAUAUGUGGGACCUUUAUUUCCAGGACAGGCUCUUCUUAUCUCAGCAAUCCGAUAGUAUCACUUGACUGGAAUAUAUUGUGGCUAGAUAGAAAGGGCAAGAGCUCAUUUCAUAUCUGCUAUUGCUUUCUUCAUUUUCUUCCCAUCUUUCCUUCCCCCAAAUGUGUCCUAAGUGAAUAAUGUAUUGGGCUUUAUCCCUUGUCCCUGCAUCCCUGAAAAGCCUGGUAUAAGCUCAGACAUGUAUGCCAUCUGGCCAAUAGUGGACGGAGGCAUUAGAGCCAGGUGCAAUUCUUACUUCUUUCUCCAGCUCUCAAACCGCUGCAGCUUGCUUGACUUCCCAUCAGUUUUCUCUUUAGUUUUGCUCCCCCAGAAAGUACAGCGUAACUUUUUAAUCAUGUCAGAAUACCCCAGACGGCAGGUAAUAGGAUGUUCCUUGGUACUGACCAUGGAUAUACAACAUGCUGUUAUCUACCUUGCUUUAAAUCCCUCUCUGGUUCUGGAGUUCCAGGCUGAAUUUACUCUGUAUUGUUACUUCCCUUGGUGCCUUCAUUUGGACCAGGCAAUCUCUGUGACCUAUUUCCUCUAUGUCUAUUAAACUUUUUUCAGUUAUCAAUCAACUCCUUAUCUGAAUUUUGUUUUCAAAUAUGUUUUGGUCCCCUAAGAGGACCCUAAGACCAUAGGGAGGGAUUGGUGUCAAAGGUCUAAAAAGAUUUAAAGGAUGGGACAAGAAGAGGCUGUUAAUGUGCAUCUCAAGCCUUAUCUCUUCCCUCCCAUUUCUUUUGUUGCUUUCCUAUUAUAUCUUUUCAGUUUAUUUCUUCAGUGUGAGCUCUUGAGGGAAAAAAAGAGAUACUUAUUUUUCUGUUUAUUUUAAAGACUGGUGGUGCCCGCCCCUUCACUCAGCCACUCAUGUCAGGAACCCAUGGACCAGUGGCACCCACCUCUCCUCCUAGCCACUGGUGCCGAGGGCCCGCAGGAUGGUGACACCCACUUCUCUGCCUAGCUACCCAUGCCAGGGACCUGUGGACUGGCAGUGUCCCCUCUUCUGUCCGCCCAACCAUGCUGGAGGCUCACACUGUCUGCCCACUUCUCUGCCCAGCCAUCUGCACUGGAAGCCUGUGGGCAGGUGGCGUGCCCUCUUCUACCCACCCACCCAUACCAGGAGCCCAUGGUCUGGUGGCACUCCCUCUUCCAUCCACCCACCCAUGCUGGGGGCCUGCAGAUGGGCAACGCCCACUCCCAAGCCCAGCCGCCUGAGCCAGGGCCUGCAGACCGGCAGUGUCUGCUUUUCUGCCUUGCUGCUGGGCACUUGGGAACUGGUGGCACCCCCUCUUCUGCCCAGCCAACUGUGUCGGGGCCCCAAGGGCCAGGAGCACUUGCUCCUACACACAGCCACCCACACCAGGGGCCCACAGACCAGCGGCACCCACUGUUCUGCCAGCCACUGGUGUCAAGAGCCUGCAAACCAGAGGUACCCUGUCCUAAACCCAGCCACCCGUGGCGAGUUC